CAACGUUUCGUGUCACUUUCAUAGCUCGCUGCUUGCUGUCAAUGUCAAAUCAUCGAAUUGUCAUGUCAAUGUCAGCCAGCCAGCCUCCGAUGUUAUUUUUAUUUACGUUUACGUAAUUUUGAUAAAUGUUUUAAUAUUUAUUCAUAGAAAAUAGCUUAAAAGAUGUAUAUUACCUGCGGCACCAGCAAAUUACUUGUAAACGUGAAAGCUAUAGCUAUGCGGACAGCACAGUUCUCUUCAAGACCUGCAGCUUCAGAAGUCCUAACUGCUUAUUUAAUUCAAUGUAAUGAACCGCCUUGGACCUCCUAUUUUGUUAAGUACAGUAGUGUGAAGAAUGAUCAAUUUGGAAUGUCAAACUUUAAUUGGAAAGCUGGGAGUUCAAACUAUCAAAUAUUAAGGACCGGCUGUUUUCCUUACAUCAAAUAUCACUGCUCUAAGAAAAAAGCAGAAGAUUUAGAAGUAUCAGACAAAUUCAUGAGAGCUAUCAAAGUUAUUAAUUUUGGAAUACCCUGUCUGCUCUAUGGCCUGGCAGCUACUCAACUAAUUAGACAUAAGGAAAUAGUGCAUACUUCUAAGGGGCCUGUCACAAUAUACUUCCUAAUACCAGAAGAUAAAGGAUCAAGCUACUGACUUGUAUUAUCUUAUAAUUUAUUAAAUCUACUAUGUUAUUUUUGGCUUAAAUGUGAAAUGCUUGUUAAGUUUUAUUUUGGAGUAGAAAACAAGCCAAUUUGUGAAAAACCCAAAUGAUUUUCAUUUCAACUCUGUAAUAAAUAUUUUCAAAAAUGCCUGUUACUCCAAUAGUAAAAACAAUUCAUUAAAAUAAGAAUAAUGUUUACAUAAAACUAUUUUCUUCGAAACUGAACUAAAUAAAUAAAGUAGGAGGAAUAUAAUAUGAGCAAUUGUUUACAAAUCGCGUUAAAGCGAAUUGUUGCUUUUAGUUUUAAAACAGGGAGGUUACUUGCUAACAAUCAUUAACAUUUUUAUAAAUAAAAUUGCUCUAAAAGUCUCAUGUAAUCGGGGUUUCUGCCUAUUGCCCGUAUAUUGGGCAACAAUUCUAGAUUCCGUGCUACUUAUGUGAAUUUUUAUAAUAACUAUCGUGAGACAUACUAAAUUAACAAAAAAUCGCGGGUUACUCACGUGAGUAUGCGACUUUGCUUUUUUGCUCGUAGGUACAAAGUUCAUUAUGGCAAUUAGCAAUUACAUAAAUAUGCAGUUGAAAACGUAAGUAAAUGGUUCGAUAAAUUUAUCGGUGUGGUCGGAGUAAGAGACAAGAUAAACCAGAAUAAAAUUGUAAAGUCAUGCUUAAUAUUACAGACAUCAACAGCCUUAGAUAAUAAUAAUCACGAGGUCUAAAAGUCACUGUCUGUCUUUAUUUUACAAUGUUGUCAAAACAAUACUUUUACCUAGGCUAAUCUCCUAUAACAUAGAACUUGAUAGGAAUCCGAAAUUAACGGUGAAAAGAAACCAGGUGUUACAUUUAAGGUAGGUACCCAUUGUCUACCUAAAAAAUAAAAAGCGUUAUGUUUGCUUAAUUUUUUUUAAUAUUAACAAAUUAAAUGUCAAUUAAUUAAAUAUUGGUGCGUAGACGACAAUUUUUUAUAGUAGGUACCUACUUAUCUACUUUAAUUUGGUAUUUUAUCAUUUUUUGGUAAGUGAAUAGAUCUCUGAUGCUAUAGAAAUGUAGGUCCUCUUCUUUGAUAUUUACUUGCUGUAUUGACGUAGCAUAUUGAAGUAAGAAUAUGAAGAGCUCAUGCACUGAAAACACAAAA
Messenger RNA from Spodoptera littoralis (African cotton leafworm), 1769 nucleotides. Lineage: Eukaryota; Metazoa; Arthropoda; Insecta; Lepidoptera; Noctuidae. The record is from the annotation of a GenBank genome assembly.